Messenger RNA from Rubroshorea leprosula, 1703 nucleotides. The record is from the annotation of a GenBank genome assembly. NCBI's taxonomy places the organism in Eukaryota, Viridiplantae, Streptophyta, Magnoliopsida, Malvales, Dipterocarpaceae.
GGUUUAAACCUUGUGUAUUUAAGAAGAGGGCCGACUUCACUAGAACCAAGCAUUCGCUGUCGUCUUCUUCUCUCUUCGGUAGGGUUUGAGGCAUUGCAGCUAUCGCUCGCAGCCAGGUAUUGACUGAUGGCAAGUGAAAACAUGAGUUCGGAAAUUCCUACAGAAGAGACUUUGAAUGACAACGAGAAUGAAGAAGUCUCUGAUAUUUCUUCAACUGUGCAAAAGGGUGAAGAUGAGGGAACAGCAGAGGUUUCAAAGAAGAAAAAGAAGAAAAAUAAAAGCAAGAAAAAGAAGGACCCACUAAAGCAAACUGAGCCACCAUCAAUACCUGUUAUUGAGCUUUUCCCUUCUGGAGAGUUCCCUGAGGGUGAAAUUCAACAGUACAAGGAUGCUAAUUUAUGGAGGACCACCUCUGAAGAGAAAAGAGAAUUGGAGCGUCUCGAAAACCCAAUGUAUAAUUCUGUUCGCCAAGCAGCUGAAGUUCAUCGUCAGGUUCGGAAAUAUAUCAGAAGCAUUUUGAAACCUGGAAUGUUAAUGACUGACCUGUGUGAGACAUUGGAGAACACAGUUCGGAAGCUGAUAUCAGAGAAUGGACUGCAAGCUGGCAUUGCAUUUCCUACUGGAUGCUCCUUGAACUGGGUUGCUGCUCACUGGACUCCAAAUACAGGAGAUAAGACUGUACUACAGUAUGAUGAUGUAAUGAAAUUGGAUUUUGGAACUCAUAUUGAUGGACGUAUAGUGGAUUGUGCAUUUACCGUAGCAUUUAAUCCUAUGUUUGACCCAUUGCUUGAAGCAUCACGUGAAGCCACCAAUACAGGCAUUAAGGAAUCUGGUAUUGAUGUCCGUCUUUGUGAUGUUGGUGCUGCAAUUCAAGAAGUGAUGGAAUCAUAUGAAGUUGAAAUAAAUGGGAAGGUGUUUCAAGUCAAAAGCAUCCGAAACCUGAAUGGACAUAGCGUGGGACGUUAUCAAAUACAUGCUGGAAAAUCAGUUCCUAUUGUAAAAGGGGGUGAGCAAACAAAAAUGGAAGAGGGUGAAUUCUUUGCCAUUGAAACUUUUGCAUCAACAGGUAAAGGAUAUGUUAGGGAAGAUCUAGAGUGCAGCCAUUACAUGAAAAAUUUUGAUGUUGGCCACAUCCCACUAAGGUUGCCAAGAGCCAAACAGCUUCUAGCGACAAUAAACAAGAACUUCUCCACAUUGGCUUUCUGUAGACGAUACUUAGAUCGCUUGGGAGAGACAAAAUAUCUAAUGGCAUUGAAAAAUCUGUGUGAUUCUGGCAUUGUUCAGCCUUAUCCUCCUCUGUGUGAUGUUAAGGGCAGUUAUGUAUCACAGUUUGAGCAUACUGUCUUACUGCGGCCAACCUGCAAGGAGGUGAUAUCUAGAGGUGAUGACUACUGAAUGAAUCUAAGUUAUUUAUUAGCUAUUUUCAUUAACUUUUUUUUCUCUGUAACUGUAUGAGUUGACAGAGGCUUUAAUGUUAUAGUUUAUCAAAAUUUUAGUUUUUCCUAAAACAGCAAUUAUGGCCAUAUUCAUCUCUGCUUAUUUAUUUGGCCAACUCUAUAUCUGUGUUUGAUACAGACUCUUUUUAUGCGGGGACAUUUUGAAUCAUUAGAGUUAUACUUGGGGAUGUGUGUAUUAUAGUCCUUUUGUCAUUGCUCCGAGGAGCAAUUUAGUUUGACAUUCUGACUAUUAAUAUUCAGUAUAGU